AUGAGCAGGGAGAAGGGACCUCUCUGCCGUGCGGCGGGGCGGGCUCUGCAAGGCACCAAUCAGCGCGCGUCUCGUCUCUAUAAAUACGAGGCCGCCGAGUUGCUCCAGGCCCAGUGUUUUCCCCUGGUUUGUGGACGACGCUCGCACCAUGUCGGAGACCGCGCCUGUUGCCGCUCCCGCCGUGUCCGGCCCCAGCGCCAAGGGCGCCGCCAAGAAGCCCAAGAAGGCGGCGGGCGGCUCCAAAGCCCGCACAGCCGCAUCAAGCUGGGGCUCAAGAGCCUCGUCAGCAAGGGCACCCUGGUGCAGACUAAGGGCACCGGCGCCUCCGGCUCUUUCCGGCUAAACAAGAAGCCCGGCGAGACCAAAGAGAAAGCGCCGAAGAAACGCGCGGCGGCGGCAGCCAAGCCCAAGAAGGCGGCGGCCAAGAAGCCCGCGAGCGCCGCCAAGAAGCCCAAGAAGGCGGCGGCGGUGAAGAAGAGCCCCAAGAAGGCGAAGAAGCCGGCGGCUGCCGCGGCCAAGAAAGCAGCCAAGAGCCCCAAGAAGGCAGCCAAGGCUGGGCGCCCCAAGAAGGCAGCGAAGAGCCCGGCCAAGGCGAAAGCGGUGAAGCCCAAGGCUGCCAAGCCCAAGGCGACCAAGCCCAAAGCAGCCAAAGCGAAAAAGGCGGCGCCCAAGAAGAAGUAAAACGACUUAGAAAAAUUAUAGAGUCUACUCAU
Messenger RNA from Tinamus guttatus (white-throated tinamou), 713 nucleotides. RefSeq names its product histone H1.01. Gene Ontology annotation, cellular component: nucleosome. Gene Ontology annotation, biological process: nucleosome assembly. Gene Ontology annotation, molecular function: DNA binding; structural constituent of chromatin. The record is from RefSeq and is a predicted model, not a curated record. NCBI's taxonomy places the organism in Eukaryota, Metazoa, Chordata, Aves, Tinamiformes, Tinamidae.